Saccostrea cuccullata (small rock oyster) is the source of this 539-nucleotide messenger RNA. Its product is annotated as dual oxidase maturation factor 1-like. The record is from RefSeq and is a predicted model, not a curated record. Lineage: Eukaryota; Metazoa; Mollusca; Bivalvia; Ostreida; Ostreidae. Gene Ontology annotation, biological process: protein transport. The transcript has 4 exons. Gene Ontology annotation, cellular component: endoplasmic reticulum membrane. The annotation marks the transcript as partial.
AAAAAUACUACAUAAGAUAAGUACAUGUACUUCCGUUUGCAUCAUAAGCUGCGGAUAAAAUCAACAGUCUCCUCAUUUUGAUGUAGUUUACUUCAGAGAAAAAAGUAUUUUUUCCUUAUUUAAAGGAACAAAAUUUUUAAAGUUUUGAUCAGGAUUUUGAAGCAGAGCUAACAUGAACUCCCCUGGACUUUUUGACGCCUUCCGGUCCAAUGGCGGUCCGACCUACUACGAGUCCUUCAAAACGCCUUGGAUGGCGGACAUCUUGGAUGCUGGAUUAAUUUAUGCAUUUCUUAGUUUAGGUUUUUCUUUCUUUAUCAUCCUUCCUGGGAUUCGUGGGAAAGAGAGAAUAUAUACGUUCAUUCGCUUAGCAUUGACGCUUUAUAUUGGAGGGGUCAUAGUGUUAUGUAACUUCAGCACCGAAUGGGAGGUUGCAGAAGCCACCAAUGUAAGAACAAAAUACAAGGCUGGCUCAUCAGGGGAGAUUACUGCCGAUAUCGGGGUCCACAUUGGUUUUAGGGGCAUCAACAUCACACUCAAAG